GACAUCCGGACAGUCUCCGGCCGCUCCUCCCCCGGACCUGUUAUGAAACUCUGGACUCUUUCUACCUCACCCCGCUAGUGUGUCCUCCGGCCCGAGGGCCCUCCCCACAACUAUAAAGGUGGCAGCGCCGGCCGGUUGAGCUCACUUGCCGGACAGACCGGGUGGCAGAGGGACGCGGCCGUGGCGCGACCGCUCCGGGCUCCCCGACGCGCUCCAGCCGCAGCCCCGCGCUCUCCCCGCGCCGCCGCCCGCUGCCCUGCCCGAGCGCCCGCGCCGCUGCUCCCUGCUCCCGGCGGAAAGGACAAUGGAGGCGCGACGCGCGGGCCGCGUCCCCGCGCUGCUGCUGUGCCUGGGUUGCCAUCUUCUCCAAGCAGUUUUCGGCACCACCGUGAUUCCUUCAUGCAUCCCAGGAGAAUCCGAAGAUAACUGUACAGCUUUAGUUCAGACAGAAGACAAUCCACGUGUGGCUCAAGUGUCAAUAACAAAGUGUGGCUCUGACAUGAAUGGCUUCUGUUUGCAUGGACAGUGCAUCUACCUGGUGGACAUGAGUGAAAAUUAUUGCAGGUGUGAAGUGGGUUACACUGGGGUCCGCUGCGAGCACUUCUUUUUAACCGUCCAACAGCCCUUGAGCAAAGAAUAUGUCGCUUUGACUGUGAUUCUCGUUUUCUUGUUUCUCGUCAUCGUUGCCGGUUCCAUAUACUACUUCUGCAGAUGGUACAGAAAUCAAAAGAGUAAAGAACCAAAGAAGGAAUACGAAAGGGUGACGUCAGGGGAUCCGGCACUGCCACAAGUCUGAGUGCUGCCGUCCAGCUAUGGGCAGGGAUGCGCAGCGUGCCUGAUUAUGUUAAUAUUCCUAUUUUAUUAAUAAUAUUUAUGUUGGAUCAUGUGUUAAGUCAACAAUGGUGCAUUUGUAAUAUACUUGGAAAAGUUUUUUAUUUUUGUUUUAUUUUUGACAGACUAUUUGCUAAUGUAUAAUGUAUACAAAAUAUAUAAUAUGGAAAGAA
This is a messenger RNA of Felis catus (domestic cat), 1004 nucleotides long. It is a transcript of the gene EREG, whose product is annotated as epiregulin. NCBI's taxonomy places the organism in Eukaryota, Metazoa, Chordata, Mammalia, Carnivora, Felidae. Gene Ontology annotation, biological process: positive regulation of mitotic nuclear division; positive regulation of cell population proliferation; epidermal growth factor receptor signaling pathway. The record is from RefSeq and is a predicted model, not a curated record. The coding region runs from base 305 to 796 and encodes 163 amino acids. The transcript has 5 exons.